AUGCGCCAUUUCUGUGACCUCGACGAUGAAGAACAACAUGCCCUUGGAAUCAUCCCUGAAGAAAACCUCGACAUCGAGAAACAAAACCCACUUCACAAGUCUCAGCAACCAUCCAAGCCUGCUAGAAAAAACGAAUCAAGAGUUUCUGUCAUACUUUUAGAUCAAGGCUUGUUCACGGUCUACAAGCGACUUUUCGUUAUGUGCUUGGCCCUGAACGUUACUGGCUUGGUUCUUGCAAGCACAGGGCAUUUUCCCUAUGCAAGGAACAGGGCUGCUUUGUUCUCCAUUGGUAACAUACUCGCUUUGACUCUCUGUCGAAGCGAGGCCUUCUUGCGUGUUGUGUUUUGGGUUGCAGUAAAGACUCUUGGGAGGUCAUGGGUCCCUCUCUUCCUCAAAACAGCUACAACUUCUCUUCUACAAAGCCUUGGAGGCAUACACAGUGGUUGUGGCGUGUCUUCAAUUGCAUGGCUGGUGUACGCACUAGUCCUCACUCUUAAAGAUAGAGACAACACUUCAACGUUGAUUAUCGGUGUCUCCUCUUCCAUUCUUGCCCUUCUUUGUCUCACAUCUUUGGCUGCAUUCCCACUUGUUCGGCAUCUCCACCACAAUGUGUUCGAGAGGACACAUCGUUUUGCAGGAUGGAUGGCCUUGUGUCUCCUUUGGGCCUUCAUCAUGCUCACAAUCUCUUAUGACCCUAAAAGCAGAUCCUACUCAAAAGAACUCGGAUCAAGGGUGGUGAAAAGCCAAGAGUUUUGGGUCACGGUGGGCAUCACGGUUCUUAUAAUAAUGCCAUGGUUGACAGUGAGACGUGUGGGUGUGAAAGUGUCAAGUGCUUCUGGGCAUGCUUCGAUGAUAAGGUUUGAGGGAGGAAUAAAGGCUGGGAUACUUGGAAGGAUAAGCCCCUCUCCACUGUCUGAGUGGCAUGCCUUUGGAAUAAUAUCAGAUGGGAAGAAAGAGCACAUGAUUUUAUUUCAGCAACAUAGCAUAUCGCUUUAG
Messenger RNA from Cajanus cajan (pigeon pea), 996 nucleotides. The record is from RefSeq and is a predicted model, not a curated record. NCBI's taxonomy places the organism in Eukaryota, Viridiplantae, Streptophyta, Magnoliopsida, Fabales, Fabaceae.